CUGAGGGUCAACUCGCGACGCGUUUCACCCUGUAACAGCCCAGGCUGGCCUUGAUGUCGAGGUAAUACGAAUAUCAGCAAUAAUGUCCUCCAGUUCCACCCAUGUUGCUGCGUGUUACGAGGCUUCAUUCUUUUUAUGGCUAAAUAAUGUUUGACUACGCACAUACGCAUAGUGCUGGGAUUACCGGAGUGCACCACUAUUAUGAAAAUUCAGUUUCCUGCUGAAUCUGCUGAAUCUCAAAAAUCCAGGCAGAAAAAAGCUCCAGAGUUUCCUAUAUUGGAGAAACAGAACUGGUUGAUACAUCUGUACUAUGUCCAGAAGGAUUAUGAAGCAUGCAAGGCUGUUAUCAAAGAACAGCUUCAAGAGACUCAAGGGUUAUGCGAAUAUGCUAUCUAUGUCCAAGCAUUGAUUUUUCGUCUGGAAGGAAAUAUCCAAGAAUCCCUAGAACUCUUUCAGACAUGUGCUAUUCUCAGUCCACAGUGUGCUGACAAUCUCAAGCAAGUGGCCAGAUCUUUAUUCCUUUUGGGAAAACAUAAAGCUGCGACUGAAGUUUAUAAUGAAGCAGCUAGACUUAACAAGAAAGACUGGGAAAUUUGCCACAACUUGGGAGUGUGCUACAUUUAUCUAAAGCAGUUCAACAAGGCACAAGACCAGUUGCACAGUGCCCUCCAGCUUAACAGGCAUGAUCUGACUUACAUAAUGCUGGGGAAGAUCCACUUACUGGAGGGAAACUUGGACAAGGCCAUUGAGAUCUACAAGAAAGCAGUGGAGUUCUCACCAGAAAAUACGGAACUUCUGACCACCUUAGGAUUACUCUACUUGCAGCUCGGCAUUUACCAGAAGGCAUUUGAACAUCUCGGAAAUGCACUGACUUAUGACCCUACCAACUACAAGGCCAUCUUGGCGGCAGGCAGCAUGAUGCAGACCCACGGGGACUUUGACGUUGCCCUCACCAAAUACAGAGUUGCAGCUUGUGCUGUUCCGGAAAGUCCUCCGCUUUGGAACAAUAUUGGAAUGUGUUUCUUUGGCAAGAAGAAAUAUGUGGCAGCUAUCAGCUGCCUGAAACGAGCCAACUACUUGGCACCCUUCGAUUGGAAGAUUCUGUACAAUCUGGGCCUUGUCCAUCUGACUAUGCAGCAGUAUGCGUCAGCAUUCCACUUUCUCAGUGCAGCCAUCAACUUUCAGCCAAAGAUGGGGGAACUCUACAUGCUCUUGGCUGUGGCUCUGACCAAUCUGGAAGAUAUAGAGAAUGCCAAAAGAGCCUAUAUGGAAGCUGUACGCCUGGAUAAAUGUAACCCUUUAGUAAACCUGAACUACGCUGUCCUGAUGUACAACCAGGGGGAGAAGAAGGGUGCCCUGGCCCAGUAUCAGGAGAUGGAGAAGAAGAUCAACUUUCUCAAGGACAAUAGCUCUCUUGAAUUUGACCCUGAGAUGAUAGAGAUGGCUCAGAAGUUGGGAGCUGCCCUCCAGGUUGGAGAGGCACUGGUCUGGACCAAACCAGUUAAAGAUCCCAAAGCAAAGCCCCGAAGCUCUUCAACCAGUAAACCUGUCACUUGCCCACAGCCUCUAGGCUCUAAUCAAGCUCUUGGACGGGCAAUGUCGUCAGCAGCUGCCUAUCGAAAGCUCCCUGCAGGUACUGGAGGAACCCAGCUCACAAAGCCGCCAUCUCUUCCUCUGGAGCCAGAGCCCACUGUGGUAGCAAGUCCAGCAGAAGCAUCAGAAGAAAUAAGAGAAAAAUAGGAACCAACAAGAAAAAACCAGGAUCAGAUCAGGAUGAUCCUGGAUCUUGGAUGAAGCUGUAUAGGGUUGAAGGGCAAAUGACCAGGCAGAUGGAGGCCAGCACCAUUCCAUGGGUGGACACUGCAGAAAUCAUACAGAUUUCAGGGUACGUUAGGAGGAGAAGCAUGAGGCCCCUAAAGCCCAUGUGGCCCUUGGUGGCUCCAUCAUUCCAGGAAAUAGGGAGAAGACAGGCUAGAUGACAGGCUUGAGGCUCUGUGAACAUAGGUCCAUGAGUCAGCAAGGCACAGGAUCAAGGGCCAUCACUGUGUGAAGGACUUGUAUUUUCUGGCUAACCGGAAUCCUCCUUUAGUAAGGAAAGACAGAUUUUUGAUCAGUAGCCCUGAGAUGAUGCAGUCUUGGUCUUAACUGGGGUGCUGUUGGAUAUAUCAGUCCCCACAAGAUGCACAACCAUGGAUUAAGAACCUAGUUACAUUUGCAAAGAAAUGAAAAACCCAAAUCCCUAAGUUGAGACCCAAACUAAGUAUCCCUGCUGCAUUUGCCAUAGGGAACCUAGAACAUGUCCCUGUAAUUCUUGCAAGAGGUCAAAGUCUAUAUAGCCAGAUCAUGUCAGCAUAAUAAGUAGGAGCCUUGGGCUGGUCUGGUAUCAGCACUGAGGACUUAAAAAGAAAAGACAGGACUGCAGAUGUAGCUCAGUAUUGGAGCACUUGCUUAGGGUUCCAUCCCUACUACCACCAGAAGAAAAAAGAGGAAAUGUUUCUUAGCUAAGCAAUUUUAAUGUAAGACAAUCAAUGUAAUAACAUAUCCUUUUUAAAGAUUAUGUACAUUAGCCCUUUGGGGGAAGUGGUUACUCAGGUAAAAAAUAAGUGGUCAUAUUAAAAACUUUUUUAAAAAUAAGAGGUCACAUUAAAAACCUUUUAAGAACUACAA
Molecule: messenger RNA, 2667 nt
Organism: Jaculus jaculus (lesser Egyptian jerboa)
Lineage: Eukaryota; Metazoa; Chordata; Mammalia; Rodentia; Dipodidae
Gene: Bbs4
Product: Bardet-Biedl syndrome 4
Exons: 17
Coding region: 202-1740 (512 amino acids)
Biological process (GO): cilium assembly; protein localization to cilium
Cellular component (GO): ciliary basal body
Molecular function (GO): protein binding
Source: RefSeq, a predicted model, not a curated record